AUACAGACAGGGCUAGCGCCUGUCACUGUGUGACCCCGGCCGAGGGGAGGAGGAGGAGGGACUUACGCGGAAAACAAGCAGAAAAUCUGGCAGAGGCGACAGUGAGCAAGCGGCUAGCAAUAGAGAUACGAGUGAAUGGUAAAAGGGGUGAAUCGUGCAGUCGCUGGAGCAUGUUGAUAUGGACAGAGCCCAGCAUGCACCAAGUCUCUGUUAGUAAUAUUUCAAAUCUGACGCAAAAGGGGUGGACGCAACCCAAGAGCGGAAACAAAGGCGCUUUGGUUUGAACAAAAUACAUCUGUAAAGAAGGGGGAUAAUUGGUCCCUCAGUAUGAGUCGAGAUGGAUGGAGAAAGAAAGCCAGUGAAGAUGAUGGGUGGGGUGGACGGGGCGGUUACAUGGCUGCAAAAAUCUCUAAGCUUGAGGAGCAGUUUCAGAAGGACGCCCCGAGAGAGAAGCAGAAAGAUGGAACGUCCACCUGUAUCUUCAGCGGUGUGGCUAUCUACGUCAAUGGAUACACAGAUCCCAGUGCAGAUGAGCUGCGCAGGCUGAUGAUGCUGCAUGGUGGACAGUUCCAUCUCUAUUACACUCGCUCCAAAACCACACAUAUCAUUGCCACCAACCUGCCCAACAGAAAAAUACAAGAGCUCAAGGGAGAGAAAGUAGUGCGGCCAGAGUGGAUCACAGACAGUAUAAAAGCAGGCCGUCAACUUUCGUACGUCCAGUAUCAGCUCUAUACGAAGCAAAAAGGCUUGAACUUUACCAGUGUUUGUGCACGAGGAAAGCAGGAUCCAUCAUUCAGCCAUGAACCAUCCAAACCAAGUCUAAACCACCCCGAGUCAGACAGCAUCAAGCCUCAGCCCAGCCACACUCAAACCCUCUCUAAAGAAGUUCUCAAAUCCACUCACGCUAACCACAAAGCUAACUUCACUGAGCGAAGCAAUCAUCAGCUAGACGUCCGAUUAAAUGGUUCCUGUAGUAUAAUCUCUGAGGAGGAUGCAGAGAGGCCUAGAGUUAAUGGGAUUCAUGAUGGAGAUGAUGGUGAUUAUGACAACGCCUGUGCCCUUUUGCCAAGAGGCUCACAAGACACUUUGUUAACUAACGGUUAUGUACACCCUGUGAAUGGUGCCUUAAAGCCUCAGGACUCUUUUGCAGAACUUCAGCUUCAUGUUGUUGACACAGGGUCCCAUCAGUCUUACCUCCCACAGACUGAAAGCAGGGAUAGGGAGGAGUCCAGCUGCUCUUCUGCUGGGUCAAAAGCAAAUUCCCAUCAGAGGUCCUUAAUAUCCACUGCCAGUCCUGCAAAGCAGCCUGGUCUUCACAAUAUGCAAAAGGACCUCCAUCCAAAACCAACAUUUAAACCAGGAACUUCAGCUGCUCCUCAAAAGGGGAAUCUGCACGAUCAGAAAAGAGUUCGACUAAAUGGGAGCUAUCACAUGACCCCUAACUCCUCCACACUUGCAGACUCUAGUAAUCAGCCAGGAAGGUCGGGCCAGGGAGCAGAGGCUGGAAUCAUAUCCGAGUUCUUUUCUCACUCAAGGCUGCAUCAUAUUUCUACAUGGCGGAAUGAGUUCUCAGAGUAUGUCAAUGGCCUUCAGAGCAGGAGUCGAGCUGCAGGAGGAGCUGUUUUCUCUGGAAAAGAGAAACUGAAGAAGCUCAAAGCUAACUGCAGUUCAGGUUCCUUAAUGGCUGCUCCUCAGGUGCGUCAGUCCUGCAUUCUUCAUGUGGAUAUGGACUGCUUCUUUGUGUCCGUGGGGAUCAGACACCGACCAGAUCUCAAAGGGAAACCGGUUGCGGUGACAAGUAACCGCGGUCCAGGCCGUGUUGCACAGCGACCUGGUGCAAAUCCUCAGCUCGAGUUUCAGUACUACCAGAGGAAACAGAAUCAGUACCGAAAAGAGAAAACAGAUGGGGAUCUUGAGAUGACCCCAUCUCCACAAUGUGAUGAAGUUCCCAGUAAUGGAGUGGAUUUGGACCUGGCUGCCCUUUCUAUGGCAGAGAUUGCAUCUUGCAGUUACGCGGCCAGGCAGGCUGAUGUGCGAAACGGCAUGUUCUUUGGCCGGGCUAAGCAGCUCUGUCCUGAUCUGCAGUGUGUCCCAUAUGACUUCCAGGCAUAUAAAGAGGUGGCACUGUCCAUGUAUGAGACCCUGGCCAGUUACACUCAUAACAUUGAGGCACUGAGUUGUGACGAGGCGCUGGUAGAUGCCACAAAACUUCUGGUUGAGCUGGGGGUUACUCCUGAUGAUCUAGCACGAGCCAUCCGUGAAGACAUAAAGGAGAAGACCGGUUGCUCUGCCUCAGUUGGAAUGGGUUCCAACAUCCUUCUUGCUCGGAUGGCAACUCGUAAGGCAAAACCAAAUGGCCAGUACUUCCUCAGAUCAGAGGAAGUGGAUGAUUUUAUCAGGGAUCAACCUGUCUCCAGUUUGCCUGGUGUGGGUCGCUCAAUGAGCUCCAAGCUGACCUCCCUGGGUGUGAGUACCUGCGGUGACCUGCAGCAGUUGUCCAUUUCUCGACUGCAGAGGGAGUUUGGGCCACGGACAGGACAGACACUUUUUCGCUUUUGCAGAGGACUGGAUGACAGGCCUGUGCGCAGCGAGAAGGAGAGGAAGUCUGUGUCUGCUGAGAUGAACUACAACAUUCGGUUCACACAGGUUGAAGAGGCGGAGUCUUUCCUUACGAACCUAUCUAUGGAAGUGCAGAAGAGGAUGGAGGGGGUGGGGCUUAGAGGUCGCCGUAUUACACUGAAGGUCAUGAUGCGGAAACCAGGGGCUCCAGUAGAGCCAGCCAAAUAUGGUGGCCAUGGGAUAUGUGACAACUUUGCCAGGUCUGUUUUACUAGCUCAGCCCACUGACAGUGGUCAGCUGAUUGCAGCAGAGGCCAUUAAGCUAUUCUAUGCCAUGAAGCUGGAUGUAAAGGACAUGAGGGGAGUGGGACUGCAGGUGCAGCAGUUGGAGGGAUCAUAUGCAGACCCAUCAGGACAAGGGCCCUCUCGUGGUCGCUCGAUCAAAGACCUGCUGCUGGCCAAACAGCCUGCCCACAGCCCCAGGAAAGACCCUCUAGCACAAGAUGGUUUAACCGGCCCUUCUUCAUCCAGAGCUUUCUCCUCCAAUCAGGAGAGAGUUACCCCUCCAUCAUCACCACCUUCCACCAGCUCGGAUCCAAUGCCUGGAACAAGUAAAGGAGGUCUUCACCAUCCACACACCCCCAACCAUGUCAGGACAUACCUAAACGUCAGCAUUGAGGUGCCAUCCCCCUCUCAG
Molecule: messenger RNA, 3255 nt
Organism: Sinocyclocheilus rhinocerous
Lineage: Eukaryota; Metazoa; Chordata; Actinopteri; Cypriniformes; Cyprinidae
Product: DNA repair protein REV1-like
Exons: 16
Biological process (GO): error-free translesion synthesis; error-prone translesion synthesis
Cellular component (GO): nucleus
Molecular function (GO): deoxycytidyl transferase activity; DNA-directed DNA polymerase activity; damaged DNA binding
Source: RefSeq, a predicted model, not a curated record